AUGGUGCAUAGCGCUUACGACUCAUUCGUGCUUCUCAAUGAUUGCCCCACGAAGAUCGACGCCGUCGCAUCGUACGGCUCAAACUUACUCAUCGUCUGCUCGGAUGGAUCGCUCCGCGUGUACGUACCCGAAUCCACCGGCCCCGACCGGUCGACCUCAGAGCUUCGCAAGGAACGCUACGUCCUGGAACGGACUGUGAAAGGAUUCUCCAAGAAGGCUAUGCUGGCAAUGGAGGUGAUCGGGUCGCGGGAGCUGCUUGUAUCGCUCUCCGAGUCCAUCGCGUUCCAUCGGUUGCCCAAUUUGGAGACCCUGGCCGUGAUUACGAAGGCAAAAGGGGCGAAUGUGUACUCGUGGGACGAUAGGAGAGGGUAUCUUUGCUUCGCGAGGCAAAAGAGAGUUUGUAUUUUCAGACAUGACGGAGGAAGGGGUUUCGUAGAGGUUAAAGAAUUUGGAGUACCAGAUACGGUUAAGUCAAUGGCUUGGUGCGGUGAUAAUAUUUGCUUGGGAAUUAGAAGAGAAUACAUGAUAUUGAAUACCACAAAUGGGGCAAUGUCUGAGGUGUUUCCUUCAGGGAGGAGUGCCCCCCCUCUUGUGGUGUCACUUCCAUCUGGAGAACUUCUUUUGGGGAAGGAUAAUAUUGGAGUAUUUGUUGACCAAAACGGUAAGCUACUUCAGGAAGGCAGGAUUUGUUGGUCUGAAGCUCCUGCUGUUGUUGUUAUUCAAAAGCCAUAUGCAAUAGGUCUUCAACCAAGACAUGUUGAGAUACGUUCUCUUCGUGCUCCUUACCCAUUGAUACAGACAGCUGUCCUCCGAAAUGUUCGUCGUCUUGUUCAAAGCAACAAUGCUGUAAUUGUUGCUCUAGAGAACUCUAUUUUUGGACUCUUUCCUGUUCCUUUAGGUGCACAGAUUGUACAACUAACUGCAUCUGGCAACUUUGAGGAGGCCUUGGCUUUGUGCAAAUUGCUUCCACCAGAAGAUUCCAGCCUUAGAGCUGCAAAGGAACAGUCAAUUCAUAUAAGAUAUGCACACUAUUUAUUUGAAAAUGGGAGCUAUGAGGAGGCCAUGGAACAUUUUCUGGCAUCUCAAGUAGAAAUUACUUAUGUUCUUUCUUUAUACCCAUCCAUCAUUUUUCCCAAAUCUGCAGUAAUUCCUGAACCAGAGAAAUUUGUGGAUAUUACUGGGGAUUAUCCAAACCUUUCCAGAGGUUCCUCUGGCUUGUCGGAUGAUAUGGAAUCAAAUACUCAUGUAUUGGAGUCUGUUGAGACAGAUAUUGAAUCCAAAAAAACGAGCCACAAUACUUUGAUGGCUCUUAUUAAGUUUCUGCAGAAAAAAAGAUAUGGUAUUAUUGAAAAAGCUACUGCCGAGGGAACUGAAGAGGUUGUUUCAGAUGCUGUAGGAGAUAGUUUUGUUUCGUAUGGGACUAGUCGGUCCAAGAAAACAAUCAAGGGCCGUACAAAUACUCCUAUCGGCUCAGUUGCUCGGGAUAUGGCAGCUAUACUGGACACUGCACUUCUACAAGCACUGAUUUUAACUGGACAGGCUUCAGCUGCUCUGGAUUUGCUGAGAGGUGUCAACUAUUGUGAUGUAAAGAUCUGUGAGGAAUUCCUGCUGAAAAGGAGUCAGUAUUUCUGUUUGAUAGAACUUUACAAAACCAGUGGAAUGCAUCGUGAAGCACUCAAACUUCUUCAUCAAUUGGUGGAAGAGUCAACGUCAGACCAAGCACCUGCUGAGCUGUCACAGAAAUUCAAGCCUGAGUUGAUCAUUGAAUACCUAAAACCUCUGUGUGAGACUGAUCCCAUGCUUGUUUUGGAGUUCUCAAUGGUCGUCCUCGAAAGUUGUCCGAUGCAAACUAUUGAGCUGUUCUUAUCUGGGAACAUUCCGGCAGACCUGGUCAAUUCAUACUUAAAGCAGAAUGCUCCUAAUUUGCAGGCUACAUAUUUGGAACUGAUGCUUGCAAUGAAUGAAAAUAGCAUUUCCGGAAAUCUUCAGAAUGAAAUGGUGCAAAUAUAUCUUUCAGAAGUGCUUGAUUGGUAUAAUGAACUUAAUUCUCAGAAGAACUGGGAUGAGAAAACUUAUUCCCCAACAAGAAAAAAGCUACUGUCUGCUCUGGAGAGUGUCUCUGGGUACAAUCCAGAUAUUUUAUUGAAGCGACUUCCUCCAGAUGCAUUGUAUGAGGAACAUGCUAUGAUGUUGGGAAAAAUGAAUCAACAUGAGCUUGCCCUAUCCAUUUAUGUACACAAGCUUCAUGUUCCUGAUCUUGCUCUCUCCUAUUGUGAUCGAGUAUAUGAGUCUGGAGUUCAGCAACAUUCAGUAAAAUCUCACGGCAAUAUAUACCUCACACUACUGCAAAUCUAUUUGAACCCUCGGAAGACUACAAAGAACUAUGAAAAUAGAAUCAAUAAUCUGGUAUCAUUACAGAGCCCUGGAAUGCCUAGGCUUGGCCCAGGACCUACAACUAAACUCAUCAGGGGAAACCGCUCUAAGAAAAUUGCAGAAAUUGAAGGUGCUGAGGACAUUCGGAUCAGUCCAAGUGGCACAGAUAGUAAUAAGAGUGAUGGUGAUGUGGAUGAUACUGGUGAGGAAGGAGUUUCUACUAUUAUGCUUGAUCAGGUCCUUGAUCUGUUGGGACGAAGGUGGGACCGAAUCAAUGGAGCUCAGGCCUUGAAACUCUUACCACGGGAGACCAAAUUGGAGAACUUGCUUCCGUUUCUUGGACCUCUUCUGAGAAAAUCAAGUGAAGCACAUCGAAACUUUUCAGUGAUCAGGAGUUUGAGGGAGAGUGAAAACCUACAGGUGAAAGAUAAGCUCUAUGCCCAGAGGAAAGCAGUAGUGAAGAUCACCGGUGAUAGCAUGUGCUCUCUUUGCAACAAGAAGAUAGGGACGAGUGUUUUUGCUGUGUAUCCAAAUGGCAAGACAAUCGUACACUUCGUUUGCUUUAAAGAUUCGCAGAACAUGAAAGCUGUUACAAGGGGCUCUCAGUCGCGCAAGAGAUGAGUGCAAAAUAGCAACCUUGUAUGCUUUGUCUGGUUUAGAGAUUUGCAGAACAUGAAAGAUGUUACAAGGGACAAUCUCAGUCGUGCCAGAGAUGAGUGCAAAAUAGCAACCUUGUUCUCAUCAUUCUCAUGUAUUACAGUUGCCAUAAGUUUUGUGCAAUUUAAUGUGUGGUGGUGUGUUGUAAGAUUAUCUGCAAAUGCGAUUUUAAAUUAUUUGCGGUUUUGAAAGGUUGAACCCUAAUCCCGAGGGUUUCCUAUCAUCCUAUCAUCCCAUCUCUAAGGUUUUGUGGUGGAGAUAAAUCUCAGAAUAUGCUUCAUUAGAGACUCAGAGCUUGUUAUACUAGUGUGGUUGGGCAAUAAUACAUUAAUACCCUUUGUAAUGCGCACAUUUUUCUGUACCAAGAGAAUUAAUUCCAUUUGUGAUUAUGGUUAUAAUUCAAACUCAUUUAAUUUUCAA
Messenger RNA from Ipomoea triloba (trilobed morning glory), 3450 nucleotides. RefSeq names its product vacuolar sorting protein 39. Gene Ontology annotation, cellular component: cytoplasm; membrane. Lineage: Eukaryota; Viridiplantae; Streptophyta; Magnoliopsida; Solanales; Convolvulaceae. The transcript is spliced from 12 exons. Gene Ontology annotation, biological process: vesicle-mediated transport; autophagy; endosomal vesicle fusion. The record is from RefSeq and is a predicted model, not a curated record. The coding region runs from base 1 to 2994 and encodes 997 amino acids.